AUGGAGAUUCUUUGGUGGAAGCAACAGUUUCCUAUUAGAAAAGUGGAGUUGAGCAAUGGAAAUGGAAGUAGAUGUUGGCACCAGGAACUGGAUGCCAUGUUAGACUUUGCGUAUUAUGCUGAAAGUAAAGUUCUGCUUCAUUCUGGAUCAGGUACUGUGAGGGGGAAGUGCUUUGACAAGUGUAUCACCAAACCAGGGAGUAGUCUGAGUGGGAGUGAGAGUAGUUGCAUUUCCAGGUGUGUGGAUCGCUACAUUGAGGCCACUGGUAUCAUCAGUAAGGCCCUUUUCAGUGCACCACGCUAG
Messenger RNA from Ilex paraguariensis (yerba mate), 303 nucleotides. The record is from the annotation of a GenBank genome assembly. NCBI's taxonomy places the organism in Eukaryota, Viridiplantae, Streptophyta, Magnoliopsida, Aquifoliales, Aquifoliaceae.